AUGCUGCUGGGGAGAAAACUAUCACAGCAAAGAAAACCUUCCGCCUGCAAGAGAAAGGUAAACAUCUUCUACUCAGCUGCAUUGAGACAUAAUACGAAGCAUUUUUUGAUAAUCCCUAGUUUUAUAUCUCUUGGUUACACUGUAGGCUGAUUUUAGCAGGCUAUUCCUUUUUCAGUAUGUUCUGCUAUUUUUUAAUCAAAACGUUGUUUUGAUCACCAAAAUGUCUCUUGAAAACAUCUUUGAAAAGAAAAUAUUUAAGGUAAUAUAUCAAACAUGAGACAGUGUUUGAUCACAGAUCAAUCACUGAGAAGAGAGUUGAAAAUAUGACUUGCAGCGGAGUAUUUUUGGGAAUACAAGUACACUUUAGUUUCUGAACCAUGCUAUACAAAUAAGUUAAAGAAAAGGGCUGAGAUGUAACUCGAUAAACACUGCAACCACACAAAAUAAAGUUCUUGAAUUUUGGGUACGCAGAAAAUGCUUUGACUUGCAUCAGACAAAGAACUGUGGUUGAAAGAGAGUCUUUAAUGUUGAAACCAAAUCAAAAUAAUAUAUGCCCCUCUUUUAGGAUGUGCUUUUGACACUGAAAGGGGUGAUGAAUGGUCUUUGCCAGCAUUUGCGAGCACAAGCAGAGAUAAAAAAUUGGCCUUGCGAGCAGUUAAAAAAAUAAUAAUUUAAGGGACCAUUCAUCACCCCAACUGAAAAUUACAACAUUGUUCUUAAACCAGAAAGAUAACAGUAAAUGUCUUAGGAAACUUGUUUGAACAGAAACUGUAAAUUACUGAACCACCUUUCUUUGUUUUGUGUGGAACUUGUACAGUAGUAGUAUCAACCCCAAAAGGUGUUUAAUGUAUGUCUCUGAAUCUCCAUUUUUCACUGAUCAAUGUUUGAUGGAACUAGUUAAAAGAGAUACAACAGUAUGCUGUAUCCUGUGGACAGUGUUUGAUAUAACAAGAUAAUAUGAUACUUUUCCCUAUGUGCAGGCAAAUGCUGCUAACUCUGGAGAUUCCAAUGCUACAAAGGUGACUAAAAUAUUUCUGGUCUCUAAGUCUCUUAAUCCUCUUAAAAAGUGCAUAUGAACAUUGUAAAUCAUUUUGUGUAAUACAGGUGAACUUCUUUUGAUGGCCACCUCUCAAAUUCCUACAAUGCUAAAUAAUUUGUUUUUCUCGCAGUCAAUAGUCAUAAAAAAAAUUAAUGCACUCCUUUAGAAUAACCAGCUCUCUACAACGGCAAUUGCCGAUGCAAUAGGCUACCUUCCAUAUAUUAAAAUUUAGCAUGAUAAGGACACAAACAAAGAAAAUGAAUAAACAUGUUUAUUCAUUUACUUUGUAUGUUUGUGCAUUUUUUUGUUUGUGUCCUCUAAGAGUCAUUAUCAUGCUGAAUUUUAAUAUACCAAAAGUGGCCUAUUGCAUCCCAACUGCCAAAACAAUCUGUCCACAAUGGCCUUUUUAUAAGGAAGCAAAGUACAAAGCGAAGUACAAAAUUAACAUAUUCACUGUACAUUACUUACCUUCUUUAGUUAACAUUUCUAUUGAAUCUUUGGUUUAUAUUGUAUUGCUAUAUUUCAAAUGUGGUACACCAUAAUAUUAUUAAAAUAAUAAGCAUGUUUUAUACAGUGGAAGUUCUCGUGAAAAAAAGUGUCGUAACUGGAGCUGACUGCUUACGAGAAUAUUAUUGUUCUGUUCCACUAGUGGAAUGACAUAUCAUAAUUAUAUCUUUAUUAACAUUAUACUUGCACAUCAUUGUUGGGAACACAUGUUUAUUUCUUUAGAAAGCUAAGACAAAUGUUGAAGAAGGCAGUGGAGAAGAUGUGAUUGACGUAAUGAAUUUUCAUUCCACUUGUAGUUAUGAAACUCGUUUUUCAGGACUGUGCUCCAGUCGUCUAUAGCAAUAAUUUUUUCUGUGCCCUUUGACAACCAGAAGAUCUUAGCCCUUGAACAAAACAAAUAAGCUAGGCACUCUGCGUUUCAAAGGUCUAGAGAUUUUCGUCUUCAAGCCAUUUUAUUAGAGCACAGCAUUGGUUGUCUAUUAUGCAGUCAAAGUUUAUAGUGAUUCUUAAUGGGUACUGAGAGCCGAAGUAUCUACAUUGGAAGAAGGAAAAGAUGAAGACUCAGAGUCUGACCAAGAGGUAAAUUUCCUUUCAUCUUGCAGCAGAGGAACUUACUAGUCAAUGCUGUAUUACACUAAUUUCUAAUCCUAGCCUACAUGUAGUAAUAUGUCUUGCAAUGUCAUGCUUUGCCAUUAGAAUUCUGAUGCCUGUGAGGUCUGGUUUAAACAUGUUGUACUAUAUAUGUGCCAAAUCUAAUGAAGAUAGACACAGUUCCUCAAUUAGCACUGACAGGUAAUGAAAUGCAUCGCCUACUUUUUCCCCUAAACUGAAGUAGUACAGUGGAACCUCAAUAAAUGAACCACUAUUUGAUGAAGUCCUCAGUAUAACAAACAAUUUUCUUCGCCCCAAUAACAUAUAUGAAAAAGAAGAAAGAACCUCAUCAUAGAAAGCAUAUUUUGCCAGUCCCUUGGCCCCUUGUUAUAUGGAGGUUCCACUGUACAGGGGAGAUUAUAUCAAGCUCCUUAUUGAAAAAAUCAGUCGCUCUACGAGACGAGCCAAAUACAUCAAUUUUUUUUAGAGCCCCUGGGUACAAGAGAAUAACAAUAAAUUUUGCUCAUUAGCAUUAGAUUCAGCACACAUGAACCUUGACUUUUUAACUGGUUCAUACUUUACAGGCAGAGGGCAAAACCAAGAAUAAAAGAAAUAGUCCUUUAUCCCGAUAUGAGCGGAAAAAAUUAAAGCGGGUGGAGGAAAACAACCUGAUGUUAUUGAAACAAAACAUAGUAAGCUAUUACAAUAGCCCAAGGGCGUGGGCCAUAAAUCAACAGGAAAAAACGAGAAAUGGUAACUUACAGUACGGACUACGAAGAACAAGGUCCGUAAGGUAUUAUUAUGUCUCUGAAUUUCAUAGGGCGCGCAGGAAGGAAGCGUUAAGAUUUAGUGAGCCAUAUUGUUUUGUACUGAGAGUUGAAAUAAUGAAUUUCAUAUAAUGAACUGCAAGGGGAAGAAUAGCCUGGGACCAGGCUCCUUGGUAGGAAAAAAACGGCAAAAAAUGGGGUGAAAAGGAGUGCAAAAACAAUUGGCAAGCGAACGAAGCGAGCCAAGUGGGGGACUAGCGACAGGGAAAGGACGCCGUCUCUUUCCCUCCCAAGUCACCCGCUCGGCUCGCUUGGCUCGCUUUUUUACGCUUUCCAUCCUGUUUUUUGCUUUUUAUCCCACCAAGGAGCCUGGUCCUAGGCUAGGUGAAAAAUUAAACAGAAAGGAGAUAGAAGCAACCUAUGCAGCGGAAAAAAAAUCCUGAAAAAAAAUUCAGGCUUAUACAGGAUGCAAAUAUUUUACCUAUGCAAUUAGUGCUGCACCAGUAUCAGUCAAUGGUUCAAAUCCUGUAACAGCCAGAAUUAUUUCAGCCCUUCUCUUGUUGCAUCUGUACCCGCAAAGAUCUUCUUUGCAUUUAAAAUAAUAUUAAUCUCAACAUGCAGUCUACAUUUGGGGUAAUAUGCAAUGUUACCAGCUCAAAGAAUUUUGGCGGGAAACAUAUCUAUUGUUACUGCCAUGAAACCUCAAAAUAACAAUGAAUUGUGCUCCGUUGAGGACAACAGUCCGGCUAUACAACAAGGAUACUUAUACCAUGUAUUGUUCACUAAUUAACUGAUGGAUAUAUGUACAUUACAUGCUGACAUGCAUGCCUUCUUUUGCUUUCUUUCAGAUUUCUCAUACCUUUGCGUCAAUAACCGCCUUGUUUUUCCUUACUGUGAAAAAGCUUAGUGAUGUCACUGUCAUGAGUGUUAAAAAGGCCCUUACACAAUUGGGUGUGACUGUCCCUAAAUUACAGUCAUAUGGCAAAGAAUCAUUAGUGAUACUACUAGGUAAAGAACUUUUUGGCAAGGGUAAA
Messenger RNA from Porites lobata, 3938 nucleotides. The record is from the annotation of a GenBank genome assembly. Lineage: Eukaryota; Metazoa; Cnidaria; Anthozoa; Scleractinia; Poritidae.